UUGACUGAGUGGAUAUGAAACUACUUCUGAUUCUCCUAGUUGCGACACUUGCUCUUGGGCAGAUGACUUACUCUGAUGGGUAUGGAUAUAUCCCUCAUCCAGACCAGUUUGUUAGAAUUGAUGUUUAUGAAGAUCUUUUGAGUAAUGAUUGCUCGAACUUCCACAAAGAAUUCUUAGAAUACCUGGGAACAACAACUGAUGCUGGAGAGGAUAUUACAAAAUAUGUUUAUGUAGUAUUCCAUUUCUUCCCACUCCCAUUCCACCACAACUCAUUCUUUGUCUCCCAACUUGUUCCAUUCACUUAUGACUUGAAUGGGAGAACCGAAGAUGUCCUUGAUUACUCGGAAUAUAUCCUUGAUCAUCAAAAGAAUUUUGCUAGUGAAGCUGAAAGACUUUCUGAAUUUGGAGUGCAACAGAAGAUUUGUAAUGAGACUUCAACCGAUCUCAAAGCCUUGAAUUUUACAUACAGUCAAUGCAUGAUUGCUUUCAGAAAUAAAGAAUACAUUAAAGACACUGUUGUACAGUGGAAGCAAGGUGUUCAUGAUGGUAUUAGCCAAACACCAACUGUUUUUAUUAAUGCUCUGGAGGUUCCAGCCCCAAAAACAGUUGAAGAAUGGAAAGAUCUUUUGAACCCUGUUUUUCCAGGUUCUUCGGAAUCCGCAGCUGCAUUCCAAGGCAAAGUUCAAGGCCCUCAAAGACCAUCAAGAUUCACUCCACCUCCAAAGAGAACUACUCCAAAAAGAAUUCCACAUCCACAAGUAGUUCCAAAGAAACCAGCAGAACCUACUCCCCCUUCCCCAUCUAAGGAAGUUGUUCCAGAAGCCCCUAAGACUGAAGAGACUCCUGCUACCACUCAAGCAGAAACUGUAGUUGCUCCUGAAAUAAAAGGAAAUCCAAAUGUUGAAGAAACUGCUCCAGCCCCAACUGAAGAUUCCCCUACUGAAGAGGCUCCUACAGAUGAAACAUCAGCAGAAGAAGCAACUACUGAAGAAGAAUCCCCAGAAGAAACAGCAACUAAGGAACCAGCCUCAGCUCCAGAAGAAAGCAGUGAGGAAGGAGAAUCAUUAUUGUCUAGAAUUGCUAAUGUUAUUCCUAAACUUUUAUCUGGUGAAGGAGAAUCUACUGAAGAAACUUCAGAGCCUGAAACUGUUUCAGAAGAAACCUCUACUGAUAAAGAUGCUCCAGCUACUCAGGAAGCUACAGAUGAAGCUCCUACUGAAGAAGCUCAUACUGAAGAAGCUCAUACUGAAGAAGCUUCAGUUGAAGAAACUCCUGUUAAAGAAGCUCCUGCUGAAGAAGCUCCUGCUGAAGAAGCUCCUGCUGAAGAAGCUCCUGCUGAAGAAGCUCCUUCUGAAGAAACUCCAAUUGUUGAAGACACUAACACUGACGAAGCUGUCCCAGCUGAAGAUUCUCCCUCGGAUGCUGAAACUAUAGAAGCUCCUACUGAAACUGAAGAAACAGCAACUGCUGAGACUUCAGCUAGAGCUGAAAUGGAAGCACCAAUUGUUUCAGAAGCAGAAACUUCCUCUACUACAGAAGCUGAAAGUUCUAUUUCUACAGAGACUGAAGCCUCACCUGCCUCUGAAACCAAAGUCGAACAGUCAACAACAACAGAAAGUUCACCAGAGGAUGCUAGCUCUACGGAUAUUGAUGCUGUUACUGACAAAAUCAAUGAUCUAGCAGAAGAAGAGAAUGACAAAGAUAGUGCCGCUGAGUCGAAUGACUCAUUAUUCUUUGGACUUUUCUAAAAUUCAAAUUAAA
Messenger RNA from Moneuplotes crassus, 1761 nucleotides. NCBI's taxonomy places the organism in Eukaryota, Ciliophora, Spirotrichea, Euplotida, Euplotidae. The record is from the annotation of a GenBank genome assembly.